Molecule: messenger RNA, 705 nt
Organism: Pieris macdunnoughi
Lineage: Eukaryota; Metazoa; Arthropoda; Insecta; Lepidoptera; Pieridae
Source: the annotation of a GenBank genome assembly
AUGAUUGAAAAAGUGUUUGGUAUAAACGCUACGAGCGUAACCCUCAAUACCCGGUUUACAUUACUGGCAGAAAUUCUACCUUCACGUGUUAUGAGACCAAGAAAACGCCUGGUUUCACACCCGGUCCCUAAUAUUAGCUAUAACCUAAGAAGCCAGAAGUUACCCCAACAAAUAGCUUAUCACUUGCAGCAAAGUAGUCGGCAAAGAGUGAAGCAACGGCUUGGUCUUCGUAGAUAUAGGAGUGCGAGUAGCUUACCAGGUCUCCGGAGAGCAAAUAGCACAGGCAAUAUAAAUCAAGGAGUCAAAACUAGGCUUGCAUGGACUAAUGCUGAUAGUAAUCUAAGAUGGGCAGCACCAUUCCACAAUACUUCUGGUAUGAGGCGUGGUAGUGGAAUUAGAUUACGGAAUGCACGCAUAAGACUUGUUCGUGGAGGUGUGAGGGGUAGGGGUGGUCGUCAACAAAUGGGCCAACUAAGAGUGAGUGCACCACCUCAACAAAGAAGGGCGCGAGGGGCUCGAGGAGGUAGGGCGAGAGGGCAGACACGGGGGAGAGGAAGGGGUAGGGGAAGAGGGGCCACAACUGCCAAGAAAGUACCAACUAAAGAAGAAUUGGACACACAACUUGAGCAUUACAUGGCAAAUUCCCAAUGGGCACUCGACAAACAACUUGAUGAUUAUAUGAAAGAUGCAGUGAAAGAGGAAUGA